Messenger RNA from Lottia gigantea (owl limpet), 1787 nucleotides. RefSeq lists its product as hypothetical. Gene Ontology annotation, biological process: signal transduction; vesicle-mediated transport. Gene Ontology annotation, molecular function: small GTPase binding; guanyl-nucleotide exchange factor activity. Lineage: Eukaryota; Metazoa; Mollusca; Gastropoda; Lottiidae. The transcript has 11 exons. The record is from RefSeq and is a predicted model, not a curated record. Gene Ontology annotation, cellular component: cytosol; endocytic vesicle. Bases 19 to 1236 code for a protein of 405 amino acids.
CCAGGAGGAAGAAGGCUCAUGGUUUCUCAGUCUUCUACACAAUCGACUCUAAAUAAAGGACCUGGUGCUAAGAUCAAAGAAUAUAUCUUCAGGUUAUCUCAAGAUCGCAGUCUAAUAUUUGGUAGUACUAUUGAUAAUUUUGUUCGGUGUACAUUAGAAGGACAAGAAACUAAUCCUCAAAUUGUUAUGAGAAAUGUACGACAGUUUAUGUCGGGUAUUAAAAAUUAUCUAAUCAAACAUGGUGAAGGUGAACUACAAGAUAUGAUAGAAAGAGAACGUAGCAAGCUGGGUUCAUCAGAGAUAUUAAAUAUAGAUUCUCUAAUUGAAAGUGCUCUACAUGUCUGUGUUAUUAGACCAUUAAAACAUUAUAUUUAUAAGUUAUUUGUUCAACAAUAUAAUAGGAAUGGUAAUUUAGAACUCAUGUCUAGCAAUAUUAAAUAUGCUAGAAAUAAAACUGCUGAAGAAAUUGGAAUCAAGCCAGGGAUAAAACCACCAGAAGGUAGUGAUAUGGAACUUAUCAAACAUUAUCUAGAUAAGAUGCAGAAAACAUAUUCCCCAGUUAAAAAACUAGAGAAUUUAUUAGCAGCAACAACUACGAUUUAUCAAUGUGCCAAAGGAAAACAGUGUCUACCAAAUAGAGGACCUGGAUCACUAGGAGCCGACGACUUCCUUCCAGUCUUAAUAUAUGUGAUAGUGCAUUCUGGGAUGGUGUCAGCUGAGAUAGAGGCUGACUAUAUGUGGGGAUUGCUUCAUCCUACAUUACAAAAUGGAGAAGGAGGAUAUUAUCUUACAACAUUCAGUAGUGCUGUUUUAGUUUUACGCAAUUUCCGUCAGACUUAUGAAAUGAACUUACAACAGCAACAUUUAUUGAGAUUACCAAGUAUAAGUGAUAUGCAGGGAUUUUUAAAGAUAGCAAUUCCUGAUGAACUUAAAGACUCUAUAACGUGGAAAACUUUACCAGUUCGUCCUACUAUGAAUACCAAAGAUGUUCGUGCCAUGAUUGCUCAUAAAUUUAAAGUAACAAAUCCUCAAGAUUAUGGUCUAUUUCUUCUCCUGAAUGGAACAGAAAAUGCUCUAGCUGACAAUGUUUGUCCACAAUUGAUAAAAUCUGAACACAGAACUAAGGGGGAAGACUGUUAUUUUGCUUAUAAAAGAAUAGCAGCUAAUAUUGCCUGGCCAAAGAACUUAAAGAGACCUUCAAUAGGUCAGAUAUUUGGAAGUCCAAGAGAAACCUAAAGUAUUGAACUGUGAUAUGAAUGUUUGUAAUAUGGAAAACUGAAAAACUAAAUUUUCAUGACAUGUCUGAUUUGUAAGUUUAUAUGUUGAAGGAUGAAUUUUACCAUGACUAAGUAACAUUAAAAUGCUGGACAUGAUGACUGCUGACAUAUUGAUACAAAAGAUUAAUUUAUUUGACGAACUUCUUUACUGAAGUAAAAAGACAAAACUUUUUAACCUUGUUUAUGUUGAAAGCUGGUGUGACUGAUUUGUUAUAACAAACAUAUGAUUUGUUAUGACAAUAGACAGAUUUGUUAUUUUACAUGACUGAUUUGUUAUACAUUUAUUUACUUAUUUCUUUAUUUUCUCAUUAUACAAACCUUAUAUUUUUUCUAACACAAAACUGUUUAACAAAUGUAAUGAUUGGAGUUUUACAUCCUACUUUAAUUUCUGCCCCAUGUGGGCUAAUGAAGAUGGGCAAUGCCAUGAGGGAAAUUUGGCCAGGGAAACUGUCGAGGGAUCAUCUUAUGUGCAGUCUGCAACACAUGGGGCCUCAGUUUAUUGUUUCAUUU